Pseudoliparis swirei is the source of this 5715-nucleotide messenger RNA. RefSeq names its product neuronal PAS domain-containing protein 3. Gene Ontology annotation, biological process: regulation of transcription by RNA polymerase II. Gene Ontology annotation, molecular function: RNA polymerase II transcription regulatory region sequence-specific DNA binding; DNA-binding transcription factor activity, RNA polymerase II-specific; protein dimerization activity. The record is from RefSeq and is a predicted model, not a curated record. Lineage: Eukaryota; Metazoa; Chordata; Actinopteri; Perciformes; Liparidae. The transcript has 13 exons. Bases 1 to 3048 code for a protein of 1015 amino acids.
AUGAUCAGGAUCUUCCCGGAUUUCAGCGUCCAAGUGACGUCUUCGGGACCCGGUAUUGGAGGAGGAGGAGGAGGAGGAGGAGGCGGCGGGAUGAUGACGGGACCCACGCUGGGUCGGGUGCCGGUGCCGGUCCCCGGAGCCACCAACGGGUCCCCGCAGAGCCUGCAGGGGAUCAGCGCCUACCAGCAAAGUGACCCCUACUGGGAGCGGCCGGCCAAUGCAGGCAGCUGCUCCGCCGCCCGGCCCAAGACGCUUCACCUGGCCGGCCAGCAGCAUACCUCGUCACCAUGGCUGCAGGCGCUGAGGAAGGAGAAGUCCCGUGACGCGGCGCGGUCGCGGCGAGGGAAGGAGAACUUUGAGUUCUACGAGCUGGCCAAGAUGCUGCCGCUGCCGGGCGCCAUCACCAGCCAGCUGGACAAGGCCUCCAUCAUCCGCCUCACCAUCAGCUACCUGAAGAUGAGGGACUUCGCCAACCAGGGGGACCCGGCCUGGAACCUGCGCAUGGAGGGGCCGCCGCCCAACACCUCCGUCAAAGCUAUCGGUUCCCAGAGAAGGAGGUGUCCCAGCGCCGUUGCCUCAGAUAUCUUCGAGCCUCACCUGGGCAGCCACAUUCUACAGUCUCUGGACGGUUUUGUCUUCGCUCUGAACAAAGAGGGACGCUUCCUCUACAUCUCAGAGACCGUCUCCAUCUACCUGGGCCUGUCACAGGUGGAGCUGACGGGCAGCAGCGUGUUCGACUACAUCCACCCCGGGGACCACGUGGAGCUGGCGGAGCAGCUCGGCAUGAAGCUGCCGCCGGGCCGCGGCUCGGCGCUGUCACAGGGCGGCGUGCACGAGGACGGCGGGGGGUCGUCGGGGUCGUCGUCCUCGCACCCCGAGAGCCCCGAACCAGUGGAGUCCAGCAGUCCGAGCCUCCUCGCCCCUGACAGCGUGCUGGAGCGCUCCUUCUUCGUCCGGAUGAAGUCGACGCUGACGAAGAGGGGGGUGCACAUCAAGUCCUCAGGAUUCAAGGUGAUCCACGUCACGGGCCGCCUGCGCAUCAGGAUGACUCUGACCCACAGCCGCUCGGUGCCGAUCCAGAUCAUCGGCAUAGUGGUGGUAGCUCACGCUCUGCCGCCGCCGACCAUCAACGAGGUCCGGAUCGAGUGCCAGAUGUUCGUCACUCGGGUCAACAUGGACCUGAAGUUCAUCUACUGCGAGAACAGGAUCAGCGACUUCAUGAACCUGGCGCCGGCCGACGUCGUGGGAAAGAGGUGCUACCAGUUCGUCCACGCCGAGGACGUAGAGGGAAUCCGAGAGUGUCACCUGGACUUGAUCAACAAGGGUCAGUGUGUGACAAAGUACUACCGGUGGAUCCAGAAGAACAGCGGCUACAUCUGGAUCCAGUCCAGUGCCACGCUCGCCAUCAACGCCAAGAACGCCAACGAGAAGAACGUCAUCUGGGUCAACUACGUGCUGAGUAACCACGAGUACAAAGACACGCCCAUGGACAUCGCCCAGCUGCCCAACCUGCCCGGGAAAACCUCCGAGUCCUCGGAAACCUCCGAGUCCGAGUCCGAGUCCAAAGAAAACUCUGACAACGAGAACAAGUCGGAAGGGAAGCCGAGUCGCCGGGCGGAGCGCGAGGACCCGGAGACGGACAGCAAGCGGCAGCAGCAGCCCGGCCAAUCACAACGCUCCGCCGAGCAGCAGCUGAAGCGCCAGGAGGAAGGAGACAGCUCGAGUAACCCCGAGAGCCAGGAGAGCGACGACAGCCUGGAGGCCUCGGAUGGAGAGGGGGAGGAGCAGGAGGGCAACAUGGGAGGGCUUCAUAUUAAAGUGGAGCACUACGGAGACAGAGAAGAAGUCCAGCUGCACAACUCACAGGCGUCUUCAUCGGAGGAGGACGGCGAGGAGGCGGAGGACGAGGAGGAGGAGGAAGACGGAGGAGGCGCACAAGACUGCGACGGCGUCGACGGCGUCAAACUCCUGAAGCGGCGGAAGAGGAGAAAAGUGCAGAAGUGGGACGGCUCCCGCAGCAGGAGGCUCCGCCUCUCCUCGCCCACCGAGCUCAGCCCCGCCCCCAUGGGAGACGCCGCGGUGAUAGGCGACGCCUCCUCCUCCUCCCACCUCCUCGCCCCCGCCGGCUCCCCGACCUCGGUGCUGAAGAUCAAGACGGAGAUGUCGGAGCCGAUCAACUUCGACAACGACAGCAGCAUCUGGAACUUCCCGCCCAACCGCGAGAUCUCCCGCAACGAGUCGCCGUACAGCAUGACCGCCAAGAGCCGCGACGGCUUCCCCUCGCCCGCGGGGGGCGCUCUGCAGGGGGCCAUCCCCGACUCCGUCCUCACCCCGCCCGGAACCGAGGGAGGCGCGGGGGCAGGAGCGAGGAAGCCUCCGUACAACGGAAGCUCCGCCCCCUCCGCCGGUUUGGCGCCGCGCUCCGCCGCCUCCUCCUCGGCCGACCCGCUCUCCCCGCCGCUCUCCGCCUCGCCGCGGGACAAGCAGCAGGGCACCCCCCCCACCACCUCCUCCUCCUCCUCCUCGUCGACCUCCUCCUCGUCGCUGCUGCACUCCGGCGACCUCGAGGCGCUGCAGCGCCUGCAGGCCGGCAACGUGGUCCUCCCGCUGGUCCACCGGGUCACGGGGACCCUGGCCGCCGCCGGCACGCCGUCCCCGCGCGUCUACACCACCGGCACCAUCAGGUACGCGCCGGCGGACGUCACGCUCGCCAUGGCGCAGGGCAGCCUGCUCCCCAACGCCACCAUGAACUUCGCGGACGGCUCGGGCUUCGGCCUCGACCCCAAGACGCCGAUGGAGAUGCUGUACCACCACGUGCACCGGCUCAACGCGGCGGCGGUGGCGGCGGCGGCGGCAGGGGGCGGCGGCGGAGGCGGCGUCGCAGGCCCGUUCCUCGGGUCGGCGGCGGCGGGCGGUAACUGCACCCUUGGGGGCCAGAUGCCGACGACCUUCACCACGGCCGAGGGGCUCUUCUCCACGCUGCCGUUCCCCGUGUACGGCAACGGGAUCCACGCCACGCAGACGAGUCUGGAGAGGAAGGAGGAUUAACGCGAGGCGUUCAAAGACCGCGAUACUGUGCUCGUAAAAGAGAGACUUCUCACUCGUAAAGAAACAUAAAGACUAUUCUCUUCUGUUGCCAGGCGGGGGAAGAAGACAAAUGUACUCCAGCACUUUGAACCUGAGCCACUUGUGUAAUAGACCCCUCCUCUUUCUCCUCCUCCUCCUCCUCUUCCCCUCUCCUCCUCUCUCUCUCUUAUUCCUCCCGUAUCUUGCGAUCAGCAACGUUUUUCUUUGUCUUCAAAAAAAACCUCUUUACUGUAAAGAACUUAUUCUUAAAUGUUUUGCCUACAGAGAAUAUUCAUAUCGCCCCGAGAAAAAGAAAAAAAGGAUUUCUCGGGAGCCGGUUGGAUUUGAUUUGUUGAUAUUUGGACUUCACGAAGAUGCUGAUUGUGCGUAUUUAAAGGAGGACGGUGAAACUGACUCCUCGUGUCUUUUGAUGUGAUCAAGGCUUUUUGGAAAAGGACGUUUUUAACAGCGCUCUCACAGAUGAUAAUAAUCUUUUCAAAAAAGUUUAUUUUAUUUUUUAUUUUAUUUGUCCGAGGACGUUUCUCGAUUAAGAAUUAAUCCUCAUUUCCUUCUCUUUUUUAAUUUUUUUUUAAAUAAGAUAUUCUCGCUCAGAUUUAAUUUAUGAAUCAAAAUCAUUAAAAAAAAGAUGAAGCAAUUUCCACCGGGUAACGACCUGUGAAUUAUCGAAUGUUACUUCCUCUUUUACCCCAGGAGUUUACCUACCAAACAUAACCUCCUCUACACCUCCUCCCAUCUCUCUCUUUCAUCCCUCCGUCCACAUUUCCUCCCGUCGGUCUACAUGGUGCUACCGCCCGACCGGCCACCCGGACUCAGCCGGUCUGAAGCGGGUCGCUGUGAACGUACGUUGUGGCCAUCUUGGUUUUCGGAGUGGGGGGGAAACAUAUUUUAAUUUUAUAUAUAUAUAUAAUUUUUUAUUCUUCUGACCUUCAGGAAAGUCAGAAACACAGCAAGAACCUUAGGACCUCUGAAUCAGCAACGUCAUCUCCACAAUGACCCUCCUUUUUUACCUUUUUUCUUCUGUUGAAGAAGACGCCCAAUCUGAUCGGGCCUGAAGGGGCGGGGCCUGCAGGUGAUUGGUUGAAUUUGUUGGCUUCGUAGUGUCGUUUUUAUUUCUAUGUAUUUUGUAACUUUAAUCACUUUUAAUUCUCAAUGAGACUGAAGCUAAUAUGCUUAUGAGGCUAAUACGCUAGUGAGGCUAAUACGCUAGUGAAGCUAAUACGCUAAUGAGGCUAAUACACUCGUAAAGCUAAUACGCUAGUGUAGAUAAUAUGCUAGUGAGGCCAAUAUGGUAGCGAGGCUAAUACGCUAGUGAAGCUAAUACACUAGUGAGGCUAAACAUGCUAGUAAGGCUAAUACGCUAGUGAGGCUAAUACGCUAGUGAGGCAAAUACGCUAGUGAGGCUAAUAUGCUAGUGAAGCUAAUACGCUAGCAAAGCUAACUUGAAAAAUGAAUGUUGAAAACUUCGACCGACUCCUGUUUGAUCGUUUAGUUUUAUUUGAACUACUUGCUUCGUCUUUUUUUUUGUCCUCCUCCUCCACCUCUUCUUCCUCCUUUUCUUCCUUAAACCAGCAUCACCUCCACGAGAUAAUCCUGAACAAUCCACUCUCUUCCAUCUCAUCGCCGGACCCUGUGAAAAUAAGAAAAUAUAAAUAAACACACAUAUCAACAAGGAGAUUGUAAUAACGACAUGCAUUUUCAAUCAAUCAAACAAUCAAAAUCAAUAACUUACGAAGAAAAAAAAAGAAUCUUUUUUGAGGAAGAGAAAAAAAAUCAACGUUGUCUUUGUCGUCGUUCUUCCGUUCCGUGGUUUUUUUUUCUUCCCUCAGCCUCCGUUGCCAAAAAAAUAAUAAUAAAAAAUCUCACAACUUUAGUGUUUUAAAAGCACUGUGAUUCUCGUUCGUUUGUACUUUCCUUUUUUUCUCUCUCUCUUCUACGUUUAAAAAAAAACAAAAUAAAAGAAUUAAGACGAGAGUACAAGUGCUAAUUUAAACGAUACAAAAAAAUACAAAAAAAUGAACUGUCACGGGCGGCCAUGUUUUUUAGGCCCCGCCUCCACCGCCAUACUUAUUACCCCGUGUGAGUAAGCCGUAAAAUGUGUUUUCGUGUCACUGGCUGUCAAAGAGUCCGUCACGGCGACUCCUCUCUGUGUGUGUUGACUAUAUGCAGUAUAUACCGAGCUACUGUUCCUGUCCUUUGUCUUCUCUGUGCUCUAUCUCUAGUGUGGGGGGCGGGGCUUGGCGAGGGGGUGGAGCCUACGAGAUGAUUGACUGUCCCCCUCCUCUUCUUUGUCUUAGUGAAUCCUGUGGGAGGUUUGUGGAAUUUCGUGUCCGGUGGCCUUUGCAAAAAAAAAACUUUUAAAAAGAUUUGUGAAGUCCACCUCUGCUUCCUUAUUGUUUUUGUAAAAACCUCUUUUUUUGUUUGUUUGUGGGGGCGGGGUUUUCUAACUCUUCUCUCUCUCUCUGCUAUUGCUUUUUGCUGUUGUGUAGUCUUAUACAAACCUCUUUAUCUUGCUGUCCUUUCUCUCAGAGAUGAAAAAGAUUAUUCAACUAGCUCAAAGGUUUAUGGAGCCAUGUUUAUCGCCACAAAGGAAUUCUGGGAAACGUAGUUUCCGGCUCUCGCGUGCAAAGU